UAAAAUGUGCUUUAAUAUUGCUUCGUAUCGUAAUUCUCAUUAAAAAAAAAGAACAAUUCAGUUUGGAUCUGUUUGUACAAAGAAGACUGAACCAAACCAUGAUCUGUUUCUUCAAUAUUUGUGCAAAAAUAUAUCCAUAUUAGCUGCGGAUUUCAGUUUCUUCAGCAGUUUGUAAGAAUCGAGAGAUGGCUGUAGCUGCUUAUGCAUCAUUGGUUUCUCUUUCUCAUGUCCUCGACAACGUUCAUUACCGUGCUGAGCUUCGUCGCCUUCAUGUCGACAUAGAAAAGAUUAAAUCUCUCCAAGAAGGUGUCAAUUUCUUGUUGGAGUUCCUUGAAAAGAACCAUAGAAGCAAAAGCCAGAAGGCUGAAGAUCUUUGGAAGCAAAUAUCAGAAGUUAGUUUGGAGAUGGAAGAAAUUUUUGACUUACAUGUUGUGAGCCAACUUCAGAAGGAAUCUCAGGGAGAAAGUAGUGAUCAUAUGGGCGCGAGAUCAUUCGAUGAAGAUUUGGACACUAUGAUCCAAAAGGUUGACUACAUCAAGCGAGAGCUAUCGAUUGUUGAAGAGGUCGUGGUUGGACAACAAACCAGAGCUUCUGUUCCUGCUGGCGGUUCUUCAACAGCUGCAUCCAUUGUUGGAAAGAAUAUUAUUGUGGGACUUGAGGAACACGUGAUCAAGAUUAAGGGUGAGCUAGCUAGAUAUGACGACAAUCUCCAAAUCAUCCCAAUUGUAGGCAUGGGAGGUAUUGGCAAAACUACUCUUGCUAAAAAAGUUUAUGAAGAUAAGUAUUCCAUGGAACGCUUUGAUGUGCGCAUUUGGAUUACAAUUUCUCAGGAGUAUAGCGUCGACGAGAUCCUCCUUGGUCUUAUCAAUGACGGAAAAGUAGAAAGACAUGGUGGAAAUUCAGAUGGGCCUGGGGAAAUAUUGCGCAAGAAACUCUAUGGCAGAAGAUACUUAAUUGUAAUGGAUGACAUAUGGACUCUUCAAGCUUGGUAUGAUUUAAGGAGGUUCUUUCCGGACAAUGGGAAUGGAAGUCGAAUUAUUGUGACCACUAGGCUAUCACAAGUGGCUGCUUCAUUGGGCUCUCAUGACCCUUAUCCGAUGACAUUUCUUGACACAAAUACAAGUUGGAGUUUAUUUUGCCAAACUGUAUUCGGAGAAGAAAAAUUUUCACAUCCAGAAUUGGAGCAAAUCGGAAGAGUGAUUGUAGAGAAUUGUAGAGGGCUUCCUUUGCAAAUUACUGUUAUAGGAGGACUACUUGCAAAGUCUGGCAUGAAUAAAGAAUAUUGGGAAUCAGUUGAGGAAAAUGUAAGUUCCUUUGGAAAUGCAAGCGAUGGCGAGCAUUGUUUGAAUAUAUUACUCUUGAGUUAUAAUAAUCUGCCUAUAUAUCUCAAGCCGUGUUUUCUCUACAUGAGAACUUUUCGCGAAGAUGCUCAAAUUGAAGUCUCCAAUCUAAUCCGAUCAUGGGUUGAUGAAGGUUUCAUAAAGAUAAAAAAUGAUAAACGUUUGGAAGAACUUGGUGAGGAAUACUUCAAAGAUCUUCUCGAUAGAAAUCUACUCUUUGUGCGUGAAAGAGAUGUACUCACGGGGGAAUUAGAAAAAUGCGGCAUCCAUGAUCUUUUGCGAGACCUAUGCAUUAGUGUAUCCAAAAAAGAGGACUUUUUGUGCUCUCCUAGAGUAAAAGACAUCGACAUAAGAUAUUGGAAUAGAGUGUGCUUCCUAUGCGGCGGCUCAGCAGUAGAAGAAGAAAGAAGAAAUCUUCUUGCACUUGAUGUCAUUCCUCCAUCAGCUUCACAAGAAAAUCCCCCGGUUUGUGGUGACUGUAAAGUGACAUAUUCACGUACGAAGGGACUAAGAUUGGUCAUGGCCCUCGAAGCAGUUGGUAGUGUUCAUGAUACACUUGUGCAGCACACUAAAUUACGGUGUGUCCGUGUUAACUUUGAUUUCUCUCCAAAUUUUAUUGCUCCUUCAAUUCUACAUUUUCUUUGGAACCUGCAGAGUCUGAUAUUCCCUUAUUCAUCUUCGGUAGUUUUACCAUCUGAAAUAUGGCAUAUGCCGCAACUUAGAAUUAUUGACUUCAAGGAUGUGGUGUUGCCGAAGCCUUAUCUUGCUCAUGUGGGAGAGAAAGAUAUCUUCAUUCUGAAGAACCUGCACACCCUUCACUGUGCAACGAAUUUUGAGCUCACCGAUGAGAUUCUUGGUGGAAUUCCUAAUCUGAAGGUACUAGGAAUAACGUAUGAUAAGCGUAUGAGAGAGUUGGAUACUUGUUUGUGUAAUCUUGGCAGAUUACAGAAACUUGAAAGACUAACUGUCGAAAAGACAUUGCAGAACAUCGGCUUUCCAAAUUCACUCAAAUUACUGCUUAUGAGGAAAUGCAGAAUUCCUUGGAGUGGUAUGUCAGUGGUUGGUUCAUUGCCUAAUCUCGAAGUUCUUGUGUUGUGGUAUACUGCAGAGGGCUCUGAGUGGAAUCCAACUGAAGGGGAAUUUCGUCGAUUAAAAACAUUGUGGAUUGUUGGUAGUGAUUUAGUAGCUUGGAGAGCUGAUCGAUACCACUAUCCGGUGCUUGAGAUGCUUGGACUUUUUAAAGUACCUUCGUUGGAAGAAAUCCCUUCAGGUGUUGGAGAUAUACCGACACUGCGUGAAAUUCAUUUGACAAAUUGCAGUAAGUCUGCUGUGGAUUCGGCAUACCAGAUAUUAGAGGAACAACAGAGUGUGGGAAAUGAUAUACUCAAGGUGGAUGUCUCUGAUGAUUCCGAUGAUUCCGAUAUAGAUGACACAGAUGAAGAUGAGGUGUCUGAAGACAAAGAUGAAAAUGAAGACGACGAAUCUGAAGCUGAAGACACAGAGAAAGAUGAAGAUGAAGAUGAAGAGGAAAAUGAAGGUAAUGAGUCUGCCUGACUGAUUGCCGUAAGGACAGAAGAAGAAGAAGAUGAUGAUGGUAUGUAUAUAUAUAUAUCCAAGGUACUUUUAAUUUGAGGAGUUGUCAUAAUUGUUUUGUGGCUUCUAACUUGCUAAAUCGAUUUCUUCUAGCUUGAAUUUGGUAACAUUACAAGAAAAUAUCAUUUUUGUAACAAAGUUUUUUCGUCCCUAAAUUUACUUUUUUCAUUAUUAAUGAUAUUAGAGACGGAAUUAGGGAUUGAAUGAUGUUAGCUAAGUAAACUUUAGGGACGAAAUUUCGUUACAAAUAUACUAUUUUUUGUAGUGUAAUAAGAAUUCAAGUGUUGAAGAAAGAUUUCCAGAAAUUAUUCGGUAAUAUGUAGUCGAAAGCUUUAAAGGUUUUGGCAAUGAGGAGAAAUAUUGCUCGGUACCAUUUGCAAGUGGUACUUCAUUUUUCUCUAAACCAAAGACAUUAUUGUUAUAUGUGUGGAUGAUUUACUUAAUGUCUAUCUUCGUUUCCUUGUAAUUACCAUUUGCAUCUAUCAUCCGUUUUUGUUUUUGUUUUUGUUUUUUUCUUUAGCUUAUGAUUUAAUUAAGUAGCUUAGAAAUAUUUACUUAUUUACCUUCAGUUGUUCAGUAUAAUUUAAAUUACGGUCGAUUUCAUAUAUAUAUAUAUAUAUAGUGAAAAACCCGAGAUUGCAGGGCUGUAACUAAUCCAAACUAGAUGACUAAAUUAAUUCUUGUUUUGUGCAUUGUUUUGUUGUGUUCUUCGCAAUACUUACAUAACAAUACAUGCAUAGAGUUGAUACAAUUUA
Andrographis paniculata is the source of this 3688-nucleotide messenger RNA. RefSeq names its product putative late blight resistance protein homolog R1B-16. Gene Ontology annotation, molecular function: ADP binding. NCBI's taxonomy places the organism in Eukaryota, Viridiplantae, Streptophyta, Magnoliopsida, Lamiales, Acanthaceae. Gene Ontology annotation, biological process: defense response to other organism. Bases 186 to 2894 code for a protein of 902 amino acids. The transcript is spliced from 2 exons. The record is from RefSeq and is a predicted model, not a curated record.